CAGUCUUAAAAGGCGGGGCGGCCUCGGUCCAGGAAGGUGAAGGGACCGUCGCGUGCGAGCGACCCCAACAGACCCGUCUUCUCAAGCGCACACAGUACACGAGGGAGGAGUGAGAAAAGAGCAGCUGUCGGAUGACCCUCUCCGCCGCCGCCGUCGUCUUGCUCGUCUCGUCGGCCCGCGCCGCAGCCCAGCCCAGCCCCAGCAGCACUGACGCGUCGCUUGAGCUCGACUGCGACGAGCAGGCAGACGUUUGUGACCUCAUACGACAAAUAUACGACAAAACCGUCGUCCUGGAGAACGAGCUGCUCGACUUCUGGCUUCGCUACGGGCCGGACGAGGAGAAGGGCGGCUUCUAUGGCGAGAUAGACGAGAAUGGUGUGGGCAAUGAGGAGAGUCCCAAGUUUUUGCAGCAGCAGACGCGUCAUCUGUGGAGGUACGUAGGCGUGCAGACCUCCCCUCUCCAUAAGCAUCUCUCCUUUGCUUGCAGCCUCUCGGCCACGUACACUAUGAGGGCGGAGAGGCGCGAGGAGGUGGCGAAUGUGACCUUGCAGCUGAUGCAGUUCAUCUACGACAGCUUCUGGGACGACGAUGCCAACUUCUUCAGCUACAAGGUGCACCUGUUCGCUGGUUUGGCGAACACACACUUCUCUGCUGUGUGUCAACGCGUCUGCAGGUGUCCGCAGAUGGGGAAAGGGUCCUCGACGCAUCCGAGAAGGUCUACAGUAACGCCUUCGCGAUUUAUGGCUUCUCAGCCUUCGCCAUGGCGUUCGCAAACCGAUUCCCUGACCACGCAAAGGAUGCCAGGAAACGCUCCAUGCAGGUGUACCGCACCCUGCGGAGCCGAUUUGUCGACGAGGCGAAUGGCGGCUAUAUCGACACGCUGAGUCCUGGCUACAAGGGGCAUAACACAUUGCUCCACCUUUUGGAGGCGUUCACGAGCUUGUAUCUCCUGACCGGAGACGAAGACGUUCUGGAUUCGCUGGAUGAGCUCUUCGCCAUCCACUUGGACCAUGUCAUUGUGGGCGACUACUGUGGGCGCCCACACAUGCACACACACACACACACACACGACAUCAUCCCCAAGCUCCGAGUCGGAUGUGAUGUGAUGUGAUGUGACGUGUGUUGUCUUCGCAGGUCUCGACCUCAUGAACAUGGACUGGACUCCCGCUGACAACAGAGAUGCCAGCUAUGGGCAUGGCAUCGAGACCGUCUGGCUGCUUCUCGACAGCGCGCGGGCCGUCAACCGAACCUAUAGCGGCCUCGUCGAAGCACUCACACAAGUCGGGGAGCACCACAGUCGCGAGGGCUACGAUGCAGAGAGAGGCGGUUUCUACACGUCGUUUCAGAUCGCCAGCCCCACGCAGAAAGACACCUCAAAGGUCUGGUGGGUGCAGGCCGAGGCUCUGCUGGGCAUUUGGGCUAUGUAUGAGGAGACGGGAGACAUCGAGUACCUCAGGCGGCUGCUCGGCAUGGUCGAGUGGAUUGAGACCUAUCAAAGAGUGGACAAGCCGGGUCUGCACGAGUGGUGGGUAGCGACAGGCGAGACGGGCAGCCCCCCCGGUUUCAAGACUCUGUCGUUCGAGUGGAAAAGCAGCUACCACACGGUGAGGGCUCUGCUGUUCCUCAACGCCUGGAUCAGCAAGUCGGGGGUGGUCGGGCCGACUACGACAUGAAUGAAAUACGGAGUGCAAAGUGCCUGCGGAUGCCCAUGUGUCCAUGGUGGGUCGAUCGCCAACCGUCGAGGAAUGGCAGGAAGAGGAAUCGCUUUGAAUUAGCGCCGGUCACUGCGCUGCUCUCGGUGCUCUUUGCCGCUGCCGCAUCAUGGUGAUGUUUGUACAAGGACAACGAAAGAGUGAGUGCUUAAAGAAACAAUGGGGACUCACCGAAGGGGUCAAGAGCAGUGCUCAUUGAUCCAUCGAUGUCUUAUACCGGCCCGCCCACCGGCCGACGUGCCAGAGCACAUGUGUUGGGUGUGUUGCAUAUUGUCUGGGGCCUUUUUGCGUUCUGCUACGUCCGUCUCUCUGCUCGCAUACACCUACAUGUGAAUGUGAAUGUGUGUGUGUGUGGUGUGUGUGUGUGUGUGUGUAUGUGUGUGUGUUGGGUGGUUGGUGGACAUUCGGGACGUGCUGAACGUGUGUAUGACGAGUAAUGCUGUACGCGCA
Vitrella brassicaformis is the source of this 2162-nucleotide messenger RNA. The record is from the annotation of a GenBank genome assembly. NCBI's taxonomy places the organism in Eukaryota, Vitrellaceae.